Molecule: messenger RNA, 441 nt
Organism: Eptesicus fuscus (big brown bat)
Lineage: Eukaryota; Metazoa; Chordata; Mammalia; Chiroptera; Vespertilionidae
Product: ubiquitin-60S ribosomal protein L40-like
Exons: 2
Coding region: 1-441 (146 amino acids)
Biological process (GO): translation; modification-dependent protein catabolic process; protein ubiquitination
Cellular component (GO): cytoplasm; ribosome; nucleus
Molecular function (GO): structural constituent of ribosome; ubiquitin protein ligase binding; protein tag activity
Source: RefSeq, a predicted model, not a curated record
AUGUGCCCAGCAUUGUUGGUGCCUUAUGAAGCUUAUGCUUUGAGCAAAGAGGAGGCUCAGCAGCCUCCCAUAGACACAGAUCUCUGUGAGUUCCUGACUGGCAAGACCAUCACCCUCGAGGUUGAGCCCAGCAACACCACCAAAUACGUCAAUGCUAAUAUCCAAGUCCAGGAGGGCAUUCCGCCUGACCAGCAGUGUCUGGUUUUUGUGGGCAAACAGCUGGAGGAUGGCAGCACUCUGGCAGAAUACAACAUCUAUAAAGCGUCAGCCCUGCACUUGGUACUUCCUCUGCAGGGUGGCAUCUUGGAGCCCUCCCUCCACCAGCUCAUCCAGAAGUAUAACUUCGACAAGAUGAUCUGCUCCAAGUGUUGGGCCAUUUGCCUGCACCCCCAUGCUGUCAACAAGUGUGGCCAUACCAGCAACCUGUGCCCCAAGAAGUGA